Molecule: messenger RNA, 1632 nt
Organism: Hevea brasiliensis (rubber tree)
Lineage: Eukaryota; Viridiplantae; Streptophyta; Magnoliopsida; Malpighiales; Euphorbiaceae
Product: probable protein phosphatase 2C 27
Exons: 5
Coding region: 173-1333 (386 amino acids)
Biological process (GO): protein dephosphorylation
Molecular function (GO): cation binding; protein serine/threonine phosphatase activity
Source: RefSeq, a predicted model, not a curated record
CUCUGCGAUGCAGAUUUUCUCCUCUCUUUUUGAACUGCUUUUGAUUCUCUCUUAUCUCUCGCCCCUCCUCUCAGACGUCUCUCUUUAGGGUUCUUCGAUGAUCUGACAUAGAAAGAGGAAUAAGGAAUCAACAUCAUCUUCAAAACACUUGAUAUAUGACUGGGAAGGGGAUAUGGCCGCUGGUAUGGAUCUUUCACCUCCGUUUACUGUAUUAGAAGGUGGUUAUAGUAAGGACAAUGUACCAUCUAUGGAAAAUCCGAACUCGGAGAAUUUAGAUAAUCUGAAACAAACUGCAAAUGGGAAACCUCCACGGAACCUCUCGGUUAUGCGGCAUAGUAUGAGUUCUAUGAGGAUGCUGGAUGACGCUGGUCUGGCAAUGGAUGUUGGGCUUGAUGUCAACAAGUCGCCUUCAGAUGAAAAAUCAAAUUUUCUACCAGUGUUCCGAUCAGGGAGCUGUGCUGAAGGAGGGCCUAAACAGUAUAUGGAGGAUGAACAUGUCUGUAUAGAUAAUCUUAUUGAACAUCUAGGUGAAACGUCCAAUUUCCCCUCUCCUGGAGCCUUCUAUGGGGUAUUUGAUGGGCAUGGAGGUACUGAUGCAGCAUCUUUUGUUAGAAAUAAUAUUCUCAGGUUCAUAAUUGAGGACCCUCAUUUUCCAAUUUGCAUGGAGAAGGCAAUUAGGAGUGCUUUUGUGAAAGCUGAUUAUGCAUUUGCAGAUGAUAGCGAACUUGAUAUCUCCUCUGGCACCACUGCACUAACUGCCCUUAUCUUUGGAAGGACCUUGAUAAUUGCCAAUGCUGGAGAUUGUCGAGCAGUAUUGGGGAGGCGAGGUAGAGCAAUUGAGAUGUCCAAAGACCACAAACCAAAUUGCACAUCUGAAAGAUUGAGAAUUGAGAAACUUGGUGGAGUCAUAUAUGAUGGCUACCUUAAUGGCCAAUUAUCUGUUGCACGUGCCCUGGGAGACUGGCACAUGAAGGGGCCCAAGGGUUCUGCAUGCCCUUUAAGUGCAGAGCCAGAAUUGCAGGAUACAAAUCUAACUGAGGAGGAUGAGUUUUUGAUCCUGGGUUGUGAUGGCCUGUGGGAUGUAAUGAGCAGCCAGUGUGCAGUGACAAUUGCAAGGAAGGAACUAAUGCUACAUAACGAUGCUGAAAGAUGCUCAAGAGAGUUGGUCAGGGAGGCUCUAAAGCGCAGCACAUGUGAUAACGUAACAGUGAUAGUGGUUUGUUUCUCGCCAGACCCACCCCCUCGGAUGGAGAUCCCACAAUUUCGAGUUCGAAGAAGCAUAUCAGCUGAGGGUCUCAAUUUGCUCAAGGGUGUACUGGACUGCAACUCAUGAAAGGAUGGGAUGAUUUAGAGAGGUUUGUACAAAUGCUUUUCAGGGACAAUUUUUUUUUUUUCUCCUAGGCUGCUCCAAGUGUCCUCGUAUGAAUGGCUGAUGUUCAGGAAAUAAACAUCGCAUAGAAUGUGAUUCUUUUGAGUUUCAAAAUCCUGUGCAUCUGAGAUCAUUUAUGUUGUACCAUUUCAUUGAGUUCAUUGUUCAACUGUCUAGUUGCAUGGACAAAUCUCUUAUUUUUCAUUUAUCCUUUGUACAUAUAUUUGAAAAAAGAAAACUGAGGGGUAUGCUCUUCCAUUGCC